Leishmania braziliensis MHOM/BR/75/M2904 is the source of this 2397-nucleotide messenger RNA. RefSeq lists its product as hypothetical. The transcript has a single exon. Bases 1 to 2397 code for a protein of 798 amino acids. The record is from RefSeq and is a predicted model, not a curated record. NCBI's taxonomy places the organism in Eukaryota, Euglenozoa, Kinetoplastea, Trypanosomatida, Trypanosomatidae. Gene Ontology annotation, molecular function: ATP binding; ATP hydrolysis activity.
AUGGAGAUUUCCGAGCGAGUGGAGGCUCCCUUCGCUACAGGGAGCAGCACCUCCCUCGCGAGCGUGUUCCUUGCCGUCGUCGUACCAUUUCUCUGCCUGCGGGCCUUCGCCUUCCUCCACCGUACCUGGCCUAACGUUCUCUAUCGGCGGCUCACCUCGUGCUUUGAUAGGCAAGUGGCCGCGGUGAUGGAGCGGGUGCAUCCUAAUCGCUUGAUACAAGAUGACAUUAUGAUUCGCAGCAUCAUGGGAUACGUCUCCUACUGCUACGUGCGCGCCAUGCAGUGCAGCGCCGACGCGUGCGAUGCCGUCGCCGCCGCAGACUACGAGUACUGUUUUCUCUUUGACAAGUCGGACAUGUUCGAGGAGGACUGGGUGCCCUAUUCGACACGUUUCCACUCGCUCUUCGGACGCGUCAUCGCCUCUUGCAUGGAACUCUCCGUUGUCCCGAGCUCUGGGCAUUCCAUCCAAGUGGAGCCGGGACUGUUCGUGCGGUCUCUCCCUAACAAAUACGUCACAGGCGGCGACAGCAGCGAAAAUGGGUGGCCUGCAGAUGAGCGCGAGCCGAACUCUGAGCGUGCAAAAAGUGGUAGACGGCCCAGCGCCGUGGCAGGCGCACUCAACCAAGUAGACAAGCUGAACCAGUACCUAUUCUACAGCAUGCGCAAGUACACAGAGCAUAUGGAUGAGCAUCCUGAGCCGUGUGUGGAUGGUAGAGCAGAUGAGGUCACCUCCGAGGAGGGACCCUUUGGCCCCGCUGCGCAGAACAAUCAAGUCCGCGGGAAGAACGGUAGUGAUGACUACGGCAGACAGUCGGAUUCGACUUGUUUUAAUGACUCCCAGCAUGCGCCUGAGGAGCGCAUCAUUGUUCUCGAGUAUCGUCGUCCGCUCCCGCACGAGCAUUCACGUGCUCUGUGUAACAGCAACAAUACACCAGGCGGUGUUCGCGAGUAUGACGUAUCGAGGUCGGCCGAUGACGUGAUCGAGGCCUUCCUGGGUCGUGUUCACGCGUGGUACCUGGGGCACAUGGCGCAUACCAAGAGAACGGCGCUCAUGGCGAUCUAUCCGUCGACGCGGAUGGCUAACUUCGCCAAGAUUGGUGCCAAAGCACUGAAAACGAACAUUUCAGACUCAGAUGUUGACUUCUCGGGAAAGUAUUACGUUCUGGACAGCGCGGCACCGGCCAGCGAGGAAGCGACGAGCACGGCGGUUGUCAGUUCCGCAUCGUCGGCGGCGGAGGUGAGAACAACAGCAAGCGAGAGCGCCACUGUGCCGAGACUGAUGACAACGCUGGCAGGUGGUCACGUGGGCCUCCGCAGCGCUGCACCGUCAAGCGGGUCGCGCGGCAAAACGUUCAACUCGCUCUUCUUUCGUGAAAAGGCACGCGUGUUGUCGAUUAUCGACGACUUUGUGGAGGAGCGCGGCUGCUUCGGUGUGCCGGGAGUGGUGCCUCGCCUUACUUUCUUCUUGCACGGAGCGCCUGGCACCGGUAAGACGUCGUUUGUGAAGGCUCUAGCGCGGCAUCUGCGUCGCAACCUCGUGGUAGUCUCCAUGAGCGAGAUCCUCACCACGGACGAGCUGCAGAAAAUAUUGAAGCCCUUCACUAUGGAAGUCAAACAAGGCGGACAAACCUGCAGCAGGGGCACAGCCUUUCUCAGUGUCUCCCCACAUCAGUCCGUGUACGUUUUCGAAGACUUUGACGCGAUCGGUGACGCCUGGGAGGUGCUGAUGAAGGUGCAAGACCAGAGGAAGAAACUGGCGGAGGAGUGUAGUCUGUUGAAGACGGAGAAGCUCUCUGGCGAUGAGGUUACAGGCAGCGAUGACAGUGAUGACGAGAAAUCGCAGGUGGCCUCACCCUCUUCCUCUGCAGGCUCAAGAACUGGCGAUGCGCUCAACAGUCACGAGGACUUUGAUGACGACAGCGGCUCAGACGGCCGUGACAUGUUUCUCCUAAACAAUGACGUGUACGAGCAGCUCGCCCGAGACCAUCUUACGAUAGAGCGCUUCAUGGACCUCUUCAACGGCUUCAAUCUGCCAGACUCCUUCAUUGCCGUCUUCACCACGAAUCAUCCAGAGAGGAUCCAUCCGUUCAUCAGGUCCUCAACCAUGAUGGAUGUGACGUUGGACAUGGGCAUGCUCGAUGAAGAGUGUGCAACCCAGAUGGUCGAACAUUACUACGCUAUCGAGCUCGCUGAUGAAACGGUGGAUGGUGGCAGUCGACGGCAUCUCUCCACUCCACAGCGUACGGCCCUGCUUGCGGCGCUUCGAGCGUUUAACGCCGGCUCGAAUAAACUGAGCGGGGCGCUCUUGGAGAAGAUGUGUAUUGAGUGCGAGACCAUCGCGGGCUUGACGGCGCGGCUGAGCUCAGUGAACUUGCUGGACGCGGCGGACGUCUUUUAG